CUUCUUUCCUUUCCGUGAAGACAGGAUGAGUGCAAAAUAUCCGAAAACUUCCCUCCAAAAAAAACUAUCAAAACCCUAAACCCUGAACUCCGAUUCCCUCCCAAAAUUCUCUUAAUUCCCGCAUAAUUUAAAAAUUGAGUAGUAAAAUCAAAAUUCAUAACUUGAAAUACAUGGUAUUAAUAUCAAAGAUGAAAUCCCUUUUAUCUCCAGCUUUCUCAACCUUUUCUCCUCAUCAUUUACCUAAAAUUAAAUCCUUUCUAUCCCCUCCCCAAACCCUAAUUAGCUUCGAAUCCAAAUCUAUCCAAAAACCACAUCAGUUGAGCCUUUGUAAUUCAUUCUCUUCAAUAAAAGCUUCCAAUUCGAGUUCCUUAACGGAUAGGGGUAGGUUUUCUUGUGGUGAAAUUCAUGUGAUUUGUGGACCAAUGUUUGCUGGAAAAACUACAGCUCUUCUUCAGCGAGUUCAAGCAGAAAUAGAUCUUGGCAGGUCUGUUAUGUUGAUAAAAUCAAAUAAGGAUACAAGAUAUGGAACAAAUUCUGUGGUAACACAUGAUGGGAUUAGAUUACCUUGCUGGGCUUUGCCCAAUCUGUCAUCGUUCAGUCAAAAACUUGGGGCUGUUGCUUAUGAUAAGCUUGAUGUAAUUGGUAUUGAUGAAGCUCAAUUUUUUGGAGACCUCUAUGAUUUCUGCUGCAAAGCAGCUAAUCAUGAUGGAAAGACUGUAAUUGUUGCAGGUUUGGAUGGUGAUUACUUAAGGAGAACCUUUGGUUCGGUGCUAGAUAUCGUACCAUUAGCUGAUUCUAUAACUAAGCUGACUGCUCGAUGUAAUGUUUGUGGCAAGCGUGCUCAUUUUACCCUGAGGAAGACAGAAGAAACACAGACUGAACUAAUUGGUGGAUCUGACGUCUACAUGCCAGUGUGCCGCCAGCACUAUGUUAGUGGACAAGUAGUCAUAGAAGCUACAAGGGCUGUCCUGAAAUCUCAAAAGGUUUUUGACGAUUCAUAUGUUGAAGGAGUAACUAUUGCUAAUCAGUAAAAGGAGUUCUUAGAAAGCUUAGGGCCUGUUUGGUACGGUUUUCAAAAACAGUUUUCAAAAAUAGUUUUCCACUGUUUUAAAAACAUACCCUUUUUUCCUUGUUUUCAUUUUCUAAAAAUUAUUUGGUAAACUGUUUUUGAAAACAAGGAAAACCAACUAAAUCGGAUCAAAUGUAA
Messenger RNA from Papaver somniferum (opium poppy), 1207 nucleotides. Its product is annotated as thymidine kinase a-like. Lineage: Eukaryota; Viridiplantae; Streptophyta; Magnoliopsida; Ranunculales; Papaveraceae. Bases 171 to 1031 code for a protein of 286 amino acids. The record is from RefSeq and is a predicted model, not a curated record. Gene Ontology annotation, biological process: thymidine metabolic process. The transcript has 4 exons. Gene Ontology annotation, molecular function: thymidine kinase activity; ATP binding.